AUUUGAACCUUCUUUCAUUACGACGUUUUACUAUCAUGGCGGCCGCCGUAGGCAGGAUUUGUGGGGCACGACUUUUGAAAAAUUAUGGCAUAGUUACACCCCAGGUGUAUCAGCUGUCCACAAGUACUCAAGGAUGGACUAAAAGUAGGAAAUUGUGGUUAUCCACAUUGGGUGUCGUGGGCGGAGGCGUCGGAGCCCUGCUGUUUGCUCUGGAACAAUCGGUGCAGGCCUCUGGCACUGAGGCUCACCCCUACCACCAGCCGUGGAGCCACGAUGGAUGGUUCAAAUCCCUUGACCAUGCCAGUGUCCGCCGUGGCUACGAAGUGUACAAACAAGUGUGCAAAGCGUGCCACUCCCUGCAAUACAUCGCUUUCCGUAACUUGGUCGGCGUCACCCACACGGAAGCUGAGGCUAAGGCGGAGGCCGCCGAAAUCAUGGUCAAAGACGGGCCCGAUGAGGAAGGAAACUACUUUGAAAGGCCGGGCAAGCUCUCGGACUAUUUCCCGUCACCAUACCCCAACGAAAACGCUGCCAGAGCUGCAAACAACGGCGCAUACCCACCGGACCUUUCGCUGAUCACGUCCGCGCGCCACGGCGGCGAGGACUACAUAUUCGCGCUGCUCACCGGCUACAUGGAGCCGCCCGCCGGCGUGCCGCUGCGCGAGGGCCAGCACUACAACCCGUACUUCCCGGGCGGCGCUAUAUCCAUGGCGCAGAGUCUGUUCGACGAGGCGGCCGAGUACAGCGACGGCACGCCAGCCACCGCGUCGCAGCUGGCCAAGGAUGUGGCCACGUUCCUGCGGUGGUGCGCUGAGCCCGAGCUCGACGAGCGCCGCCAGAUGACCAUCAAGGCGCUCGGCAUCUUCUCCAUGCUCGCCGCAGUCGUCUACUACUACAAACGACACAAGUGGUCCGUCAUCAAGAGCAGAAAACUAGCCUAUAAACCAGUCUCUAAGAAAUAAACGUGUAGCGCCUUUUAGACAAUCUUAUUUUCAAUAGACAGUUCAUGUUAUAUGUUUAUAUUUAAAUUAAAAUAAUUUAUUUUUAAUCUGACGAUUUAUUUCCUACGCUGUUACCACGCUGCUCGUUCGGUAUGAGUGAUGUAAUUUAUUGUUAUGGGUGAGCACAGACUUAACAUUAAUAGGUAUUAACUGUGCUAAGUGAUAUUCCAAUAACAACUUAAAUCAAUGUACAGUCAAUAAAUGAGUUAUUGAAAAUUA
Colias croceus (clouded yellow) is the source of this 1220-nucleotide messenger RNA. RefSeq names its product cytochrome c1, heme protein, mitochondrial (gene Cyt-c1). Gene Ontology annotation, biological process: mitochondrial electron transport, ubiquinol to cytochrome c. Bases 36 to 962 code for a protein of 308 amino acids. The transcript has 7 exons. NCBI's taxonomy places the organism in Eukaryota, Metazoa, Arthropoda, Insecta, Lepidoptera, Pieridae. The record is from RefSeq and is a predicted model, not a curated record. Gene Ontology annotation, molecular function: heme binding; electron transfer activity.